Aspergillus homomorphus CBS 101889 is the source of this 1146-nucleotide messenger RNA. Its product is annotated as UbiD family decarboxylase. The transcript is spliced from 6 exons. Bases 1 to 1146 code for a protein of 381 amino acids. Lineage: Eukaryota; Fungi; Ascomycota; Eurotiomycetes; Eurotiales; Aspergillaceae. The record is from RefSeq and is a predicted model, not a curated record.
AUGGCCAGUGAUGGCGGUGGCUCUCCGCACGACUUGGUGGUUACCACCUGGAUAAUGUACAGCGUUGCCAUGCUGCUGUUUUUUGUGCGAUUAUAUGGGCGCUGGCUUAGAAUGCGCUGGGUAUUUCAGCUCGAAGAUUAUCUGAUGGUGGUAUUCUAUACCGCAUUCGUGGUAACAAACAUCAAAAUCGCGGAAGGAGGCGGAAGCAAUCUUUACAAGCCUGGACAAUACGACUCGUUCACUGCCGGAGAGAUUGCCUCCAGGGUCAAAGGGUCCAAGAUAGAGUUUGCCUCAGAGAAUUGCCAGCUCUGCACGAUCUAUCUACUCAAGGCAUGUAUGCUGAUGGUCUACUUUCGACUCACAACAAAUCUCUGGCAGAAUCGAGUGGUGGCUAUAUGUGCUAUCUAUACGUUGUGUGGAUGGAUCAUUACGGAGCUGGUUCUCUUCCUCAACUGUCGGCCCUUAUCCGGUUACUGGACGCUCCCCCCUCCUCACGAAGAAUGCUCAACCUACUUUCGCUACGAGGUCGUGCAAUUCGUCUUUAACUUGAGCUCUGACGUUGCCAUCCUUUGCGUCAUGCUGCCAAUGUUUGCUCGUGCCCAAAUGGCAUGGAAAACCAAGCUACCGGUUAUUGUUGUUUUCUCAAUGGGCAUCGUGGUGAUUGCAUGUGCCAUUACCUCCAAGUUCUUUACUUUCAAGAAUAUCUACGAUGACAGCUACCAGUUCUGGUACCUAAGGGAGGCUUCAAUCGGCAUGUACGUCACAAAUUUACCAUUUGUGUGGUCCCUUGCGAGGUCGACACUCUCAUUCCUCAAGUCAAGCAACUAUGCCGGCCAGGGCAGAUACAACGACCCUAGAUACGAGACAGAUCCUCAUACAAAUACUACCCGGCUCAAAACCGGCAACGGCACGCGCUCCAGCCGACAUUUUGCCGGCGUCUACGAGCCCCGUACCGCGCGGACUGAUAUAAUAUCGCCCUCGGAAAGCGAGGAGAAUAUUAUUGAACUGGGCGGGAUGGACCGCAGCGUCGCGACAAAAUCGGCUGGAUCAUCUCAGGAGAGUAAGAACAGAGAAUGGUCUCAGUCGGAUGGGCAGGACGACCACUACAUUCGGAAGACUACGGAGAUAAUCAUCCAGAAAAAUUGA